AUGGUUAAAGAUAAGAAACUUUAUGAUUUAUUAGGUGUUGAUCCAUCUGCCAAUGAUCAAGAAAUUAAAAAAGCAUAUAGAAAAGCUGCAUUGAAAUACCAUCCAGAUAAACCUACUGGUGAUACUGAAAAGUUUAAAGAAAUUUCUGAAGCAUUUGAUAUAUUAUCCAAUGCCGAUAAGAGAGAAAUCUAUGAUAAUUAUGGUUUAGAAGCAGCUAGGGGGAAUGCACCAGCCGGAGAUGCAGGGAAUCCAUUUGCUGGUGCAGGAGGGGCAGGAGGACCUCAAUUCAAUUUCAAUACUGGAGGACCAGGAGGAUUCCGUUCAAGUACAUUUUCCAAUGCUGAUGCAUUCAAUAUCUUUUCACAAAUGGGUGGUUUUGGUAUGGGAGAUGAUCACGGAUUCACAUAUAGUUCAAGUGGUGCCGGAGGUAAUCCAUUUGGUGGAGCUGGAUUCGGUGGUGGAAUGCCAGGAGGGUUUGGUGGCGGAAGAGCACGACAAAGACCAGAACCAGAUGUUGUUUCCAUGCCCUUACCAGUUAGUUUGGAAGAUUUGUAUAAAGGUGCUACUAAGAAAUUAAAGAUUACAAGAAAGAAUUCUAAUGGUACUAAAGAACAAAAGAUGAUUGAAGUGAAUAUAAAAGCAGGUUGGAAAUCAGGAACAAAGAUUAAUUUUGCCAACGAAGGUGAUUAUCAACCAGAAUGUGGAGCAAGACAAACUAUUCAAUUUGUGAUUGAAGAAAAACCAAACCCAGUUUUCAAGAGAGAAGGUAAUAAUUUGAAAAUGAAUGUGACAUUAACAUUCAAAGAAUCAUUGUGUGGAUUUGACAAAGAUGUGACAACAUUGGAUGGUAGAAGAAUCCCAUUAUCCAGAUCACAACCAAUACAACCAGGCACAACUUCGACUUACCCUGGUUUAGGUAUGCCAAUAAGUAAGAGUCCUGGACAAAGAGGUGAUUUAGAAAUUGUAUAUAAGGUGGAUUAUCCUGUCUCCUUGACUCCAGCUCAAAAGAAGGCCAUCCAAGACAAUUUCUAA
Candida albicans SC5314 is the source of this 1032-nucleotide messenger RNA. It is a transcript of the gene SIS1, whose product is annotated as type II HSP40 co-chaperone. The transcript has a single exon. The record is from RefSeq and is a predicted model, not a curated record. Gene Ontology annotation, cellular component: cytosol. NCBI's taxonomy places the organism in Eukaryota, Fungi, Ascomycota, Pichiomycetes, Serinales, Debaryomycetaceae. Gene Ontology annotation, biological process: translational initiation. Gene Ontology annotation, molecular function: protein-folding chaperone binding. Bases 1 to 1032 code for a protein of 343 amino acids.